Beta vulgaris subsp. vulgaris (sugar beet) is the source of this 1153-nucleotide messenger RNA. RefSeq names its product stem-specific protein TSJT1. The transcript has 4 exons. Bases 110 to 892 code for a protein of 260 amino acids. Lineage: Eukaryota; Viridiplantae; Streptophyta; Magnoliopsida; Caryophyllales; Amaranthaceae. The record is from RefSeq and is a predicted model, not a curated record.
CAACCCUACUCACUCUAAUCAAUAAUAUACUUUCAUUUCAUUCAUCUUCUAUUUUCAUACCAAAAACUCAAAACCUAGUUCAAAAAAUCUUGUUUUUUUUCCAAAAAAAAUGUUGGCAAUAUUUCACAAAGCAUUUGCUCAUCCACCAGAGGAGCUGAAUAGUCCAGCUUCACAUAGAGGACCUAAAAAACCAAAAUUACCUGAAGAAACCCUUUCAGAUUACAUUUCUACCCAUGAUCCUGAUAAUACUUUUUCUAUGAGCUUUGGUCAAGCUGCUGUUCUUGCUUAUGUUCGUCCUUACCCUGCUAAUCCACUCCAUCAACUGUUAUUUUGUGGAUAUGAUGAUAUAUAUUGCUUGUUUAAGGGGAGUUUGGAUAAUUUGUGUGUGAUGUUGAAGCAAUAUGGGUUAUCAAAAACUGCAAAUGAAGCUAUGUUGGUGAUUGAGGCUUAUAGAACACUUAGGGAUCGUGGGCCCUACCCUGCUGAUCAAGUCAUUAAGGAUCUUGAAGGCAGAUUUGGGUUUGUCAUCUAUGAUAGCAAAACUGGAACUGUUUUCACUGCUCUGGGUUCAGAUGGGGAAGUGAAACUAUAUUGGGGAAUUGCACUGGAUGGCUCUGUGGUAAUUUCUGACGAUGUAGAGGUUAUUAAAGCUGGUUGUGCUAAAUCAUUUGCUCCAUUUCCAACAGGAUUUAUGUUCCAUAGUGAAGGAGGAUUGAUGAGCUUCGAGCAUCCGAUGAACAAGGUAAAGGCAAUGCCGAGGGUGGACAGCCAAGGGGUUAUAUGCGGUGCGAAUUUUAACGUCGAUAAGUUCACUCGCAUCAAUAGCAUGCCUCGCACUGGCAGCGCCAACAAUUGGACUCAAUGGGACACUCAGAUGAAUGAAGCUGCUUGAUAUAUGUAUGUGUGCGUUAGUGCGUACACCUCCAAUAAAACUCAAAAUCUGUGCGGAGCCGUCGUCGACGUCGAACUCGAGUUCCGCCCAACCCUUACUGUCUUUAAAGUUUAUGUCUAAGACGAGGAUCGUACCAUAGGUUGUACAUAUUGAGUAGGCCUUUAAUUGUUUUUUUUUUUUUUUUCUGUUUUCCACAAUGAUGCAGCUAAGUUGAUGAAUGGCUGAAGGUGGUUGAGUUGUUAAUUAGCUGUUAUGUCUUCA